Molecule: messenger RNA, 7724 nt
Organism: Girardinichthys multiradiatus
Lineage: Eukaryota; Metazoa; Chordata; Actinopteri; Cyprinodontiformes; Goodeidae
Product: junctional protein associated with coronary artery disease homolog
Exons: 4
Coding region: 389-4597 (1402 amino acids)
Biological process (GO): positive regulation of blood vessel endothelial cell proliferation involved in sprouting angiogenesis
Cellular component (GO): adherens junction; ruffle membrane
Source: RefSeq, a predicted model, not a curated record
UCAGGUCAAUAGGUGAGGCAAAAUGAGGGAAAAAUGACUGUUGCUAUGAAAAAAAGGUAAAGUUAAGUAAAACAGUUUGGAAGAAACCAUUGUCACAUCCCUGCAUCCGGGGAGCCCACCCCACCUCAGCUGCAUAGUGAGGAGAGCCCAGUCCAGGCAGCCAGCAACCAGCGCGUCUCUGCCUACCAAUAGGCAUGCUCGGCUCAGGAUCUGUGCAGUGCUCUCAGUCUCAGCAGCAGAAGCUGGGCGCAGGGGAACUGCGACGCCUAACAUCCUCUCAGUGAUGGCCUCUGCUGAGCAACCGUGCUCCAGCUUCCACCAGCAGCACUGCGCAUAAGGCAACACACCCACCUUUGCCCUCCCGCCCAGGAGUGAGAGAAACACCACCAUGUACAGCGUGGAGGACCUCCUCAUUUCGCACGGAUACAAACUGCCCAAGAGCGGGCCUCCGUCUGCUGCGUCUUACGAUAAGCGCCCCGCCGACUGCCAGCGAGAACUUGUGGAGAACAGGGCCAGCCGGGGGACGCUUAACGGGUACGAGGCGGAGAGGGGGGCAACCAUCACGGGCAUCUACAGCAGCAGGCAGGCGCUAGUGAAGGGCUACCCCACCACGGAUGAGUGUGUGGAAAGGAACCAAAGGAGGAAAGAAGCUGGGAUUGGUAUCCUUGGUGAUGUUCAGCUCCUGGGCGAUUCUCUUGCCACCGAUAGCGGAUUCUAUGAUGUUCCUAGUUUGACAUAUUCAGAGCCACUGAGCCAUGAUGAACGGGAUAUUUCCUACUGGAGGAGGCGAGGGCAGGACUUCAGCAUUCUUCUGGACUAUGCUGAUGGCAGGGAGCUGAGGGCCUCUGCUGGGGCAUGGAGGCCGCAGGCCCUGAUUACAGCAGAGGAAUACAGGGCGGAAAGACAAGCGCAGCAGUUAUGGGAGGAAAUUUCCUGGUUAAGGGACCCAGAUGCAGGCCCCGGUCAGCUAAGGGUUACCGGGGAGAGGAAGUGCCAAAGCCUUGGAACAGAGGAGUGGAAGCCUGCUGUGGGAAUGGGAAGGCAGCUGUCAGAUGGGGAUGGGGAAAGAUGGGCUAAGGACCAGUACCGUCUAAGGACACCUGAGGGUUUUUUUCAUCCCAGAGCUAAAGCAAAGUCUCAGUCACUCCCAAGAGUUUUGUCUCCUGAUGGAACACACUGCAGAGAUCUUAUACUAUCAAGACCAAGCCUGCCUGACAGGCAAAGGUUUAAUAGUACUGUUUUCUCUGGGCCCUAUAGUAGGUAUGUCUAUGGUGGGGGCAGAAAUGUUUGGGGUAGGAAUGUCGGUCCAAGCAGCCAUGUUGCACUUUUACCAAAGCCCAGGUUUAGUAGGCCCUUAAAGCCUCCUUCAUAUGAGAUACACCAGCAGACAAGGGGUAGCGCAGAAAUGCUUGCUAUAGACCAGGGUGCCAAACAAAAAGACAGAUCUAUCUAUUAUCCAAGGGGUGGGGAGCUGAGACAAGACUAUUACGCACAACACUCUGCCAUCACUGGAAUGGAGCCUCCUGGCUACAUUCCACCCCCUUCAUAUAAAAGAGCCCCACCUCCAAGAGCACUUUCAGUCAAUCGCAAUGAAAUGGCAAACUUAAGGUGGAGGGCACAAUCUUUGCAGAUGCCCAGCUCAGAUCCUGGAAGGUGGCUCUCCAGACAGAGAAGUGGCUCAUGGUUGGAAUAUUAUGGAGAACGUAGUGCGUCCUAUCGAAAACUGGUACAUCCUGGACCUGAGGAACAACCAGUUCAGGUUCGUCAGUUGCCCGUUGAAGACCCAAGAGUAAAACAAAUCUCAGGAGGGCCUGGCGGACAUUCUCUCACUGACUUAGACAAGCUCCGCAACAUCAACAAAGAGAUUCCGUCCGCUAAGACUCUAGGACAAUCUACAAAUGAUAGUGCCUUUCCUCCCCAGCAGGGGCCAGCUCCCAAUACUGAAGCCAACAAAACCGCUCCAAAUGACAACGAGAGCAGCAUUCGAUGGUGCAACAGGGGUAUUAAAAAGAGUGAAAGUGUAGGUCCUGAACAAAAUCGUCCAAUUAUUUUUCCUUCAUCUUUUCUUGGUAAACCACCCCCACCCCCAUGCAAACCGGCUGACCAGGGUGUAUCUGAAACUGUAGCAGAGGUUAAAAAGGUAGAACAGCAUGAACCACCAGAGAAAGAAAAAACUAAAAAUCUAAAAAAAAGACUCAGUGAAACAAUUUUUUGUUUAGUAUCUGUCCCUGUUACUCCGCAGCUCACUGGGACAAUCCGUGAUCAGAAUAACAACAAUGAAAAGUCACCGGACCCAGCAGGGAGUCCUAGUGACAACAAAACUGGCCACUUAACAAACCAAAGUCUCCAAAGCACAUCCUCAGCUGAAGCUGAACUACAGGCUCUAACUGGUAGCUUUGCAAGCAGCAAAACAAGCAGCAGAGCAAGCAGCAAAAUGUUUAAAAAAUUACCCUGUCGACCCCCUAAGAUCAAUCAUUAUAAAGAACUGAAGUUGUCAGGAACCUGGCCUGCAAACCAGUAUCGAGAUCAGGAGACUCAGACAAGCCCAGAGGCUCGAAAACCUGCUACUGAAAACAUGGAAGCACAACAAGAACCUGUUCCUCCUGCCACUGACGUUUCACCCGACAGCAGUGCUGUAGUUGGCACUGCCUUCAGUUUUCCUAUAAAGGGAGUUAAGAGCUUGAAGCUGUCAAGUAACAGCGCCUUCUCUCUGACCUCCACCUUCUCCAGCCAGCUGAACAAGAGCACAGCUCAGCAGCCAGCAGUACCAGCCUCAGGAAAUGUGGAGGAGGCCAAACCAGCAGCAAGCAGUGAACAGUUCCUGAUAAAACCCAUCACACAGCGACCAUGGGAUGCUGUCAAAGAGCUGGAGAGCAUGAAAAAAGAAAUUCAAGAUCAACAGCAACAACAGAUCAGCAAACAGCAAAGUGUUGACAAGUGCAUAGAGGACCUCAACGAGGCCUACAAAGACAUCUUAGAGCUAGGCACUGCCAGCAGUAAAGUUCCAAACGGUUCAGUUCAAAUUCCAGAACGCAUUAAAAUCCGACUAACAUCAGAACCUCUUAACAAGCCCAGCAGCCUUAGGCGCAGUGCAGUAAGCUGGUCUGUUGACCCAGAAUACAGAGAAGUCAAGAGUGCCUUCUCUAGACCCGCAACAAAGUCAGUGACGUUCAGCAAACAGCUUAGGGAAGAACUCCCAGUCCCACCCCGAGAGACGGGAUUCAGAGAAUACAGGGUUGUUGCUCAUCUUUCCCGUAGACGGAGCAAUGAUGGCAGGACAGUGAAGCUAGACCUGCCAGAUGAGCCUAUCGAGACACCACUUUGUGACUUCAGUCCAACGACACACAAUGCAGCAGCUGAGGUACCGUGGGCAGAUAGACAGCCCAUGCAAGAUGCCUCUACACUUACCAGUCCUCCGGAUUAUGAGGACAUAUGUCAGACUUUACGUCAAUCUAAAGACUCUGCAGAUGGAAAUAGAGUGUCUGCAGGUCAAUCUAAACCCAACGACACAGAGGCUCUUCAAGAUCUCAGUGGUGAAUCUGAAGAGGAGUGCCCUAUUUGUAAAAGAGAGCUUGAGAAUCAGAUGAGACAGGGUCCAUUGCCUCCACUUCAUGAGGAGAACAGCUCAGACAGCUCGGCAAAUCAAAAUGGCAGCCCACCACAAUGUGCUGCCUUAGAAAGUCCAGCAAACGACUCAAAAACCGAGGAACCAAAAGACUCAAGUCUUAUUCAGUCAGGGUCUGACCUCCAUCCUGAAACACUGGAGCAGCAGUCAGUGAUGCAAGAUGCUAUUGCCUGUGAGAAAGCUGGAGAUGCUCAGGCAGAAAACGUAAGCAGUUUUUGCACAGUUGAAUCUGCUGAGGGCAAACCAGAAAAUAUAGCUAAUGAUGAUGCCUCAGCAUUACAAACUGAUCAGCCUGCAAACUUGCAAGUGACUGAGGAACAGCAUGCUAAUGAAACUGUAACUAAAAAAGUAGAGUUAGAUAAAGAGAAAGCUUUUUCAGGAAAAACACCUGAAGGUGUCAUAGUCAAAAAGAAAACCAUAGUGAAAGGUGAGAGGCAAAACAAUACAUUGCCUAAAGAAAAGAAGGCACAAGAGAAGAAGUCAGUUUCCGUUCCAGAACUUCGGUUUAGUCUUCGAAGUCAUUUGGGGCGGGACCAUUCAGGGCUACCUGAGUUUCCGCCAGAUAGACUGCCACUCUCAAUUCCUCCAAACCUAGACCGUAGAUUAUCACUAAGCUUGGAAGGGGAGAAGAGGACCAAAGGACCCUCCCAGCGAAUUGAAGCAUUGCAGAACAAACUGGCUAUUUCUCCUGGUCAUGUGCCAGCUGAAAGACUUGCUAGGAUGAGGGAGGUGGACGUUAUAUGUCGGGUAAGGCGCCUGAGCAUCCGGAGUACUGACUCUGGGGAGGGGGAAGCAGAAGGGGAGGGCAAGGAAGACCACGUGGAGGAGCUCCACCAAGUACCACAGGAAGGCAUAGAGAACAAUCAAGAGGUCACACAUUCACAGCAGGGAGCUGAGAAGACAGUGUUGCAAGAUGGACAGCAGUCAUCUUUCUCAGAAACCCCUGAUCCCAUCCGAGGGGGAACAAAGUAGACAACAACUACGUCCGUCAUUUCAGAGGUUUUUAGCUCCAACACUGUGACCUGGCUGCCUACUAGAAUGCCUUCAUCUCAUCUCAAUACUGAAAUGGCCUUCUUGUCCGACAAGAGCAUUGUGUACACCUUCACCUCCGGCGCUGCAUUGACUACUAUGAGUGCUGUUCCACUGCCAAAGGGAGGUGCCCUGCAAACCUGCAGGGCAACUUCCACUCCAGAUCCCUCCCCAGCCUUCCUAAACUGACUUCCCACCUCCCCAUCUGUCCUCCACUCCCAACCCCAUCCUCCUAUAGCGUUUCUACUAGUUAGUCUUCUCGUAGCGGCUUAUCCUUUUCUAUUCUAUUCUCCCGAUGCUUUUCUCAUUAGCAAACAUUAUGCAAUUCUGUCAUGCAUACCAGAGCUUCUAAAGUGCGGGGAGCGAAUAAUCCUUUUCGCAUUCUGAACAAAGGUUUUUGUUUACCGGGGAGCAGUUUAAGGAUAUGAAUGUAAGUGUUUAUGUUAAAGUCAACAUAGAUGUUGGAGGGUUAUUUUCACAAACCUAAUUUCGUUGCAUUUAAACUACACCAAAAUAAACUGCAGAUCUGAUUGUGGUCAGGUGACAGUUAUUUUUAGAACUGGACAUCACUGUCUUUGGCUUAAGAACUGUUUUAAUUUUUAGAAGAUAUACAUGCGCCUUUCUUUCUUUUUUGAAGAUUUAAUGACAUUUUGCCCGCUCUCAUUGCUUUUCCACAAACUGCAACCUUAACCCAUAGAUCUCUUCAGUGAAGAGUUACUCUAUAUUACAUGGCCUGAUGGAUCAGUUGUCCAAAUAUGUGUCACAUUGGUUCCUCACAGGACAGGAAGAGUUGCCUUUCUUCUCCACCUUCGUAAAUCCUGGUCGGAUCAGGGGUAGUCUUUAGAUACAACCUGAUCAAUUCAGUGUAAAAUUCAAAUUUCCAGGUAAUUUCAGGAAGCAAUAAAGGCACAGAUAUAGUUGGUGAUCAGUGACUUUGGAAAACAUUAAAGUUGAACGUAGGGAUUUAGAACAAAAAAGGAAAAGAGAAAAAAAGAUACGUAGAGCAAUAUUGUUGUAUUAACAGCCCAGUGGUGUAGUGGAGUUACCUGUAGGAACCAUUAUCAGAAGUUUUAAUGUGAACAAGUCAUUCAGAUCAUAUUACAGGGAAAUGGAGUCAUGUCAGGGUAUAUGGGCGCUUAACAUAGGGUGGGUGCUUUUAUUCAUGAUAUAUAUCUAUCUUCAUACAUCUGUGAAACAACAUUUCACUGAAUAUUUAUUUUUUUUAAUCAUCAAAUUGGUAAUCGGUUUGCAUAAUUGUACAAAAUAAAGUAUAUUUUAAAUAUUUUAAGAGAAAUUUUGUAUUUAACCAUGGAAUUUUAUUUCUCCGCGCUGAUAUCAAGCUAAAAGUGUCAUAUCUAUGUACAGUAUCAUAUUGAGAGUAUACGUAAUUUUCUAGUGCUUUAAAAAAACUAUCAUUUCAGAAGGAUGACCCUGUUGUGUGCCUUGAUCACACGAUUUGGAUUCAGUGAGUGAUAGGGUUCAUCACUGCAAGGUUUGACAGGACGGAAACUUUCUGAUUGUGCCAUUAUUUACGAUUUGAUAGUGCUUUUUCAUAUGCUAACAAAGUCAAUGUUGGACGCUCUUUGUGAUAUUCGACUCAUUAAUCCAUCAAAGCUGUAUUUUCUAUGUUGGUGGUCAAACAUGACCUAUGUCUUUAUAUCUUUGUCUUUGUAUGUCUUCCAAUUCAUGUACUGUUGCGUUGUCGUUUCUCAAAACAUGUUAAGAAAUAAAUUUUGGAUUUCUUUCAUUUCUUCUUCCCCCCACCCAUCCUUAUUACCAUCUUUUUCCUAAGUACUCUGUCUUUCUUUCAUUGUUCCUCCCAUGGCACGGCGUGUUCUCUUGAUGUGAAAUGUUCUUCUGUCAUCGACAUCUAUUCCACUACAGGAUACAAUGCAAUAUGCUACUUUAGACCGCAUAUCUGCAAAUCAUACAGGCUGAAAUUCUGUCACAUCUAAGGGUUUAAAACAAUUGUGAUCAAAAAUUAUUUUGCAGUUAUGUGGUUUUGCUACAUCAGAACCAUUGCACUGUUGUAACCUACUAUCUCCAGAACUGUAGUUUAAUCACUUAUCUGUUAACACCUAAUUGUUAUGUAGCAUUUACAGCUGUAGCAUUGGAUCAACUCAGAACCUUGUCUCGGUAUUUGGAACAUUUCUUGUAAAUUUGGACCACUCAUGACGCCUUAUUAUGUGUGCAUUACAUUGUACUACAGAGAAAUGCCAAAUAUUAACGUACUAAGCACUGUUCACACCGUAGUUUUUUUUUCCAAGUUAUUUUUACAAAACAACUUACUGACCUGCCGCUCCUCUGAGUUGAACAGUAAAGUAGCAUUGUGAGUACUUUCUGCUUUUCGUUCUGUUUAUCCAGAACAUAGAUUCAAAACUGUGAAAUCCAAAUAAAACCAAGAGAGUAACAAUAGAAAGACACAUGAUAAAAUAUAUUGCUUGAAGUUUCUAGUGAGUAUAACAGGGAGGACAAGCUGGCUCCCCUAUAUCUACUAACACAAUACAUCUUUGAUUCAUUUUGGACACUGGAAGGCCUGUGCCUUGGUCUUAUACUAAAACUGCCCCUAACUACAUUUUAAUGAUUUCUCUACAUACGCACCCAGCCCCUUCCGAUUGGCAUGUCAGGUACACUUGAACAUAGUGUCAUUUGACUUUUUGUACUACAGGUUAUGUGCAGACAUGAAGUAAUUAUGCACACUUGUAAUAUUUUCUAUUUUCAUAUGAGAUUUAAGUGCUUUUUGUACUCACUGACAUCUUUUUUUCUUCCUUGCCUGCAAUGCAAGAGAGUGGAGAAAAAAAAAUGUUUUUCAUAAAGUAUAUUUGCAUUUGGUACUCUUAACAGUGAAACCGGUGGGCAAGACAUCAUGUUUCAUAAUUUAAUUUACAAAACUAUGCCAAGUAUUUAAAAGCUAUUUUUAGAGGGAAUCAAAACAGAGCUCAUUCAUUUUCUUUUUUUCCUUUAAGACAUGCCUUUAUCUUUGUAUCUAUAAAUACAAGCAUAAUCCAUAGUCAUACGAUUGUGCUACUGUUGUAUGAUACUGCAGUCUGAUUCAUAAAUAAACUCUUUG